UCCGGUUUCAUCGCGUACGAAGACACAACUAUUGUCCCCUCGCUCGUUCGAGCCGCCAGCGGCGUUGUUCUCGAUAUGGGCCCUGGGCCAGGAAACCAGCUCCAUCGUUUCGAUCCAUCCCAGAUCGAAUAUGUCUAUGGUAUAGAGCCGAACCCCCGUUUCAAGGACGGUAUAGAUGCAAAACUAGAGGAGUAUGGCCUGAAAGAUAAGUAUAAGCUUAUAGUUUGUGGUAUUGAAGAUAGCGAUGUCCUGAGGAGAGAAGGCAUAACCGAAGGAAGUUUGGAUACAGUAUUAUGCAUCCAAGUCCUUUGUGCGGUGAAUGAUCCGAAGAAUGUGAUGAAAGAGGUGUGGAAGCUACUGAAACCGGGAGGCAAAUUUAUUUUUUGGGAGCAUGGGUGGAGUAGAAACCGGUCGACGACUGUAGCGCAAGCUCUCUGGAAUCCUACGUGGAGUACAUUUGUUGGAUGCCAUUUGACGCGAAAUGUGCUGGGGGACAUCCUCAACGCCGGAGAGUGGGAGAACCCGGGCGAUAUCGAGGAACCUGAAGACCCGAUUAGCCUGCUUCCUAGGAUCCAGGGUGUGCUUGUCAAGAAGGCUAAUUAG
Aspergillus versicolor CBS 583.65 is the source of this 603-nucleotide messenger RNA. RefSeq names its product class I SAM-dependent methyltransferase. The annotation marks the transcript as partial. The record is from RefSeq and is a predicted model, not a curated record. Lineage: Eukaryota; Fungi; Ascomycota; Eurotiomycetes; Eurotiales; Aspergillaceae. The transcript is spliced from 2 exons. Gene Ontology annotation, molecular function: S-adenosylmethionine-dependent methyltransferase activity.